Molecule: messenger RNA, 1199 nt
Organism: Centruroides sculpturatus (bark scorpion)
Lineage: Eukaryota; Metazoa; Arthropoda; Arachnida; Scorpiones; Buthidae
Gene: Awh
Product: LIM/homeobox protein Awh-like
Exons: 5
Coding region: 73-879 (268 amino acids)
Biological process (GO): regulation of transcription by RNA polymerase II; neuron differentiation
Cellular component (GO): nucleus
Molecular function (GO): DNA-binding transcription factor activity, RNA polymerase II-specific; RNA polymerase II transcription regulatory region sequence-specific DNA binding
Source: RefSeq, a predicted model, not a curated record
GUCGGUUUUAAAGCGAAUAGCCGGUCGGAGAGAAUCCGUGUCCGGGCCCUCCGAGGGUCAGUUCUGGCGGAGAUGAUCAGUGAUGACCAGGUGACUGUUAGUGUGAUGAAGACAGAGAGAGAACUUUGCUAUUCCUGCAACCAGCUGAUAACCGAUCGUUUCUUACUUCGAGUCAAUGGUCAAUCCUGGCACGCUCAUUGUCUUAGAUGUUCCGUCUGUCAAGUAGCCCUCGACCGGCAACCAUCUUGUUUCGUCAGAGAAGAUCAUCUCUACUGUAGAACCGAUUACGUCAGGCAAUUCGGUGCCAAGUGUGCCAAAUGUUUCCGAACUAUUCAGGCAUCAGAUUGGGUGAGAAGAGCACGUGACCAAGUAUAUCAUUUGGCCUGUUUUGCCUGCGAAGCUUGCAAACGUCAACUGUCCACAGGAGAAGAAUUCGCACUGCACGAGAACAGGGUGCUAUGCAAAUUACAUUACUUCGACUCACUGGACGGAGCAGCGGGCUCCAACGACGAGAACAGCGAACACGAUCUUCAACAGAAGACCAAAACUAAGAGAGUCAGGACUACUUUUACAGAGGAACAACUUCAGGUGCUACAAGCCAAUUUUAAUUUAGAUUCAAAUCCCGACGGGCAAGAUUUAGAAAGAAUUGCACAAAUUACGGGAUUGAGCAAACGAGUGACUCAGGUUUGGUUCCAAAACUCCAGAGCCAGGCAGAAAAAGUACAUGACGAAUCAGGCGAAGAAGGUCAACUGUAGUAUCGGAACAAUCUCCAUGCCGACUGUGACGGCUACCACUUCGUGUCCGGGAUGCGGCAUGUUGUACUGCCUAUGCAGCCACGCCAAUAUGAACAUCCACGUAAGCAUGGGCCAAGUGGCGUAAAUUCGAAAUUUUGCUCAAAGAUUCCGGUUUGCAAGACUGUAAAAGAAUUUCCUGUAAAUAAAAUGGUGCACUUGGCCUCAAACGAUCGGACAUCGGACUGAUAAUUUCCCAACGUCCCUUCUAUUUUUUACCUCUUUCAGACCAAAUUAAAGUAGAACUUAUUUGGUGCUUCAGAUAAUUCAUAUUCUGAAAGUGUCCGUGUUCCAUUGUGCAAUGUUCCUAUAUAUAAAAUUUGGGUGUUCAUCUACAAUGUUAUAUAUAUUAUAUAUAUAAAUACACACACACCAAUGUUUUAUGUUUGUAAAUAAAAACCAUUCAUU